AUGGCCGUUCCUGGCGGUUCGACACCAUUUCCAUCAAUACGUAAAGCAGAGUCAUUAUCGAGCCUUCCCCUUCAAGUAGCAGUACAUUUGAACAUAUGUCUUGCACCAUUCCUCUUCAUUGCCGAAAUUUGCUGCUUAAUAUUGAAGACCGGUGGUGAAGAAACGGAGGAGAAGGGAAAGCCAGUGAAACUCGGGGAAACAAAGGUCCAUUUUCUGUAG
Molecule: messenger RNA, 219 nt
Organism: Ostertagia ostertagi
Lineage: Eukaryota; Metazoa; Nematoda; Chromadorea; Rhabditida; Trichostrongylidae
Source: the annotation of a GenBank genome assembly